This is a messenger RNA of Acanthoscelides obtectus, 482 nucleotides long. The record is from the annotation of a GenBank genome assembly. Lineage: Eukaryota; Metazoa; Arthropoda; Insecta; Coleoptera; Chrysomelidae.
AUGUUUCAUUGUCUAGGCUGCACAACUGGUUUUCAAAUAAUAAUUUAUAUUUAAAUCUAAGCAAGACACAAUGUUUUAGAUUUCACACAAGGCAAAAAAAUUCCAACGAACUCAGUUCAAUAAUGUUAACACGUUCACUGCGAAAGACGCUGAUCCGCGUCCGACCGAUGUUUAACGAAAAGCGGCGGGAACGGAUCCGCGCUUCUGGCUGAUAUAAACUCACAAGACUGUGGUGUUGUCAGUUUCCCACAGAAAAAUCUUUAAUAGGGUUUCAAGACAUGUUUCGUGUUACUGCACGAAAAAAAACGAUAGAAGAAGAAAAUGUAUAUAAGAAAUAGUUUUCAAUUACACAACGCACAUCCAAUAGGCUUACGACGCGAAUCCGCGCUUCGCUUGUGCAGCGCCUAAAAUCGUUUAGCCGCUACAGUGCGCGCGGCGCGAGGCAGGUCGCAGCGAACGUGUUAAAUAUAUAAAAUUCCUUG